Molecule: messenger RNA, 1261 nt
Organism: Harmonia axyridis
Lineage: Eukaryota; Metazoa; Arthropoda; Insecta; Coleoptera; Coccinellidae
Product: zinc finger HIT domain-containing protein 2
Exons: 5
Coding region: 111-1217 (368 amino acids)
Source: RefSeq, a predicted model, not a curated record
UUUGUCUUUGAUUAAAGUUAAUGGUUUGGGUUUUGACAUUUCUAUUUUAACCUCAAAAUUUCGUAUAUUUAUAUUUUAUUUUCAACCAUUUAAAUUUUUGUAAUUUUAUAAUGGCAACAGCAAAAAUUAUAGAACUGAAUGAAAGUAACUCUUGUAAAAUCUGUCAGACUGCCCUAGGAAAAUACAUCUGUCCCAAAUGUAAUAUUUUAUACUGCUCCUUAAGUUGUUACCGCUCGAAAAUCCACCAAAAUUGUUCAGAACAAUUCUACAAAGAUCAUAUAUUUGAAGAACUGAAACUGAAUGAAAAUAAUCCAGAAGAUCGAUUGAAAAUGUUAUCAAUUUUAAAGUCAAGUAAUAACAGUUUUGACGAUCCGACAUAUCUAGAUGAUGACAAUAUUCAGGCUUCUUCUCCAACAGAGUCCUAUGACUCGGAUGAUGAUAUAGAAACAGAUAGCUUGCAAGAACGUUUAGCUGGUAUUGAUUUAGACGAUGCAGAACAAGUUUGGGCAAGUCUUAAUGAAGAUGAGAGGAAGGAUUUUAUAGCAUUGACACAGGAUUUCAAAACUAAGAAUAUCAUACAUAAUUGGAAGCCUUGGUGGACAUUCUAUUAUAAUGGUAAAGUGCAAGAAGUAGAUUCAAACUCUAGUGGUUAUAAAACAAAGUGUCCAAUAAUUAAAAAUAUUUCUGAAUUUGAAGGUAUUUGUAGACAAAAUCCUCAUGUCAAUGUAAAGUUCAAUUUGUAUAACAUAUUGGCUGGAUAUACCUUUGUAUCAAGGUAUUUCAAUGGAGAAUACUCUUUAUUUCCUAAAGAAACUAUUAGUUUUAUAGCCAUCAUUGCUACAAGUUUACACACUCAUCAAGAUUUUGUAGAUUUACAAUCCGUAUUUGAAUCAAUAGAAGGCAAAAUCAUUGAGAAUGACUGGAUUAUGUGGGACAUGAACAGUGUAUCCAUUAUGAUGAAAGAUUUGGAAAAAAUUAUCUCAGGUCCUACAGAUGCUGAUAAAAAUUAUUAUGUUUUGGCUGCAAUUUGUGACAUCCAUAACUUAUUGAAGAAGUCAAUUUCAAAGAAUAAAAAAGACAAUGGGGAUGUAAUGUCAAAAGCUUUUAUAGACGAACACUUUCCUAUAUCAAGUAUUCACACCUUGAAAGAAAUGAAAUUAUAUAUGAAAAGAAUAGAAUACUUUGUUUCUUAUGUCCAUAAUUACUAUAAGAUCUGAAUAUGAUUGAUUCUGAGAAAAAUAAAAGGAGUAUUUAGUUUUUA